UUUUAUUUGAACUAUCAACUAAAUGUCAAAAACCUUCACUCCAAAUCCUUUGGUAUGCACUCCCAACUCUCUGAAACGAAUCCAGAGCUUACAGAUUUCGUGUAGAGAAGUAUUUUUAUAAGAUCAGUGCAAUCUGGAACUGUCCUCAUAAAAUUUAUACUCCAACGCUUCAAAGCUUGUGCCCAAAAUUACAUUACAGUAUUCUGUAACAUGGAGUCCAAGCCUUUUCUUCUCUCAUCCAAAGCCCCAGAAUUUCAGCUUCCAGAGCCAUUGACCGGUAAAGUCUGGAAGUUGGAUGAUUUUCAAGGCCAUCCGGCACUGCUGGUUAUGUUUAUCUGUAACCACUGUCCUUUUGUUGUACACUUGAAGAAAGACAUUGUCAAACUUGCAAAUGACUACAUGUCUAGACGUGACAAUCUUGAUACGGUACAGAAGGGGCUUGCUGUUGUGGCAAUAUCUUCUAAUUCUACUGUCACUCACCCUGAGGAUGGCCCAGAUUUUAUGGCUGAAGAAGCUAAGAAAUUUGGUUAUCAGUUUCCAUAUCUUUAUGAUGAGACACAAGAAGUUGCGAGGGCAUUUGGAGCUGUUUGUACUCCUGAGUUUUUCCUUUUCAAAAAGGAUGGAAACCAACAAUUUGAGCUUGCCUACCAUGGGCGGUUUGAUGAAUCGCGACCCAGAAAUGACAAGCCUGUUACAGGAAGUGACAUAAGGCAGGCAAUAGACUGUGUCUUGAAUGGUCAGCCAGUCAAUUCUGCUCAAAAACCAAGUGUUGGAUGCAGCAUUAAGUGGCACCCCAGCCAAAAUGUAUAAUUAUUCUAGGCCCGUAUUUGAUGGUGUAAACAUAUUCUAUAUGGAAUGAGAGUAAUACUCACUCCUAUUACUAGUCUUUAUGGGAUAUAUUUGAUGUAGAGAGAUAAUUUAUGUGUUUGUUGAACUGAGAGUAAUACCCACUCCUAUUACUAGUCUUUAAUAUAUAUGUAGAGAGAUAAUUUAUGUGUUUGUUGAACUGAGAGCAAUACUCACUCCUAUUAGUAGUCUUUAUGGGAUAUAUUUGAUGUAGAGAGAUAAUUUAUGUGUUUGUUGAACUGUUCA
Molecule: messenger RNA, 1092 nt
Organism: Cryptomeria japonica (Japanese cedar)
Lineage: Eukaryota; Viridiplantae; Streptophyta; Pinopsida; Cupressales; Cupressaceae
Exons: 10
Coding region: 211-810 (199 amino acids)
Molecular function (GO): oxidoreductase activity; antioxidant activity
Source: RefSeq, a predicted model, not a curated record